AUAACUUCAAAAUGGCCAAACUAGACGUCACCCCCCUCAAACAACCCGUCGCCAUCCGCCCAGAACACAUCGCCACAUCCACCACAUCUCUCCGCGUGGCACAGCAUAAAAGCCUCUCCGGCGCGGACUUUACAAUCUCAACAUCCCCAGACACCGCCACCUCUUCAGAAACACCAUCAACAAAGCUAUUCUCCGUCGACGGCCACAUCGCCUCAUGGCGUCAACGCCGCCACUUCCGCGACGCAUCCGGUCUCCCCCUCUUCGAACUCACCCGUAAAUCAGCCGGCGUGACAUGGUACGUCAGGCUACCCGGCGACGACACAGACGCGCAACCCAUCGCGACGAUCGCGACACGAUCCAGCGUCCUCAAGGAUAAAUUCGACGUUCAUCUCCUCAAUGCUGCGGCGAAUGGGGAAGAGGUCGUUUUGGAAGUCCGUGGGCAGGAUGUCUGGAAACUCCGGACGAAUGUCUAUGUCAACGGAGCGAUGGUGAUGACGGCCAAGAGGACGGAUAAGCUGUCGGCUUAUGUCCCUGGGAAAACGCUGGAGUGGGAUGUGGAUGUUGCAGAGGGGUUGGAUGCUUCGCUGGCAUCGGUUAUUGUAGUUCUGCUAGGGGUGUUGAUGUACCAGAGCAGUUAUCCAUCGUCUUUCUCUGGUGAGGCAUCUGAUAGCAAGGCAUCGUGACGUCUUCUAUGGAUAAGUUCAUUUAUAUAGUUCAAUGUAUUUCCUAGACGAACUUAAUAUACACUUGGGUUAUUCUGUC
Molecule: messenger RNA, 762 nt
Organism: Aspergillus wentii DTO 134E9
Lineage: Eukaryota; Fungi; Ascomycota; Eurotiomycetes; Eurotiales; Aspergillaceae
Exons: 2
Coding region: 12-683 (223 amino acids)
Source: RefSeq, a predicted model, not a curated record